Molecule: messenger RNA, 915 nt
Organism: Pocillopora verrucosa
Lineage: Eukaryota; Metazoa; Cnidaria; Anthozoa; Scleractinia; Pocilloporidae
Product: membrane-anchored junction protein
Biological process (GO): meiotic attachment of telomere to nuclear envelope; homologous chromosome pairing at meiosis
Cellular component (GO): nuclear inner membrane
Molecular function (GO): DNA binding
Source: RefSeq, a predicted model, not a curated record
AUGGCGGGAGAGUCAAGCAAGGCCAAGUGACUCAGCCAAGUGACUGACUAGAAAAUGCCGUUACAGCCUUUUAAUUUUGACAAAAAACCAGACAUUCGACUCGUAGUAUACCAAAAUAUAGUCUAUAAGAUUAAGGUGACUUGUAGACAAUCUUCUGACAGAGAAAGUAUUCGACGGUUGUUUUUAGAAGACAAAAACAAUAAAGAUCUAGAGAGAGUUGUUUGUGCCAUAUUGAACACAUAUGAUCUUAUACCAGUGCAAACAGAUAAUUUUGUCGUCUAUCCAUAUAAAAACUACUGGGAAACAAGAGAAAGACUGGUAUUUUCUCAGCAUGGUCAUUUCCUAGAGGCUCAUAAGUAUUCCUUUACAUUUUAUGUGGAAGAGAAACAAAAAAACCAUGGACAAAUUGUACAGACAGACAGAGCUCAAGAACAGGAAGAGCAUGUCAAUCAGACUUCAAUACCAAGUGGUAGCAAAGAGAGAAUUGUUACUGAGUAUGGACAGAAAAACCGUCAUGAUGUUGAAGAGAAGGAACUGAAGGAGUUUCUCAGACUUCAAAAUUUGGCAAGUAAAGAUGAUAAGCAAACUGAAGAUAGUGAGCAGCCCACUUCAGGACUUCAAAAAGUAUUCAAUGCCUUGGUGUCUCCAGUACGAUCAUUACUAGGAAAUUAAAAUAUCUGUUUACUGACAACAUCAUCAGAUUCAUGAGGAAGAAAAUCAUCUUUUUGGUCUGUACAGAGGAAAAGAAUCUGGCAAAAAUAAAAACUAACCAAUUUUAAAACAAAGCUGAGUUGAUAUUUUACAUUGUAUCUUAUAUUGUCAAAUUUAUCACUAAAGUAAAGUUUUAUCAAUAUUUUACACUGCAUACAAAAGACUUUAGAACUUAACUUAUUAUUGUAUUUGUAAAUAUUUGAG